Messenger RNA from Paramecium sonneborni, 558 nucleotides. The record is from the annotation of a GenBank genome assembly. Lineage: Eukaryota; Ciliophora; Oligohymenophorea; Peniculida; Parameciidae.
AUGAGAAAUAGAAAAGCCAUCAAUGAUAUUUCUAAAGAAAACCAAUCUCAGUCACAUAAAUCUGUUUAAAAUUGGUUGGAACAUGCUUAUUAAUAAAAUGCUUUAAAAUUAAAAAAGUUUUAAUCAUAAGAUUUUUCUAAAAUCAAUUCAUAAAAUGAAGAAAUUGAUCCUAACAAUUGUUCAAAAUUGUAACAAUCUAAACGAAUCAUAACAGAUUAAUAUUAAGAAUAAUAAAGCAAUCCAAUAAGCAAUUAAAUAUAAGAUUAAGAUUCUAUUUAUAAAAAUUCUGAUUAAUUAUCAGAUUUUGGAGAUAAGAAUGAAUAAAAAUCUGAAGUUUAAUACAAUAAUGAAAAAAUAAAAGAAAAAAUACAUAGAAAAAAAAUGAAAUAAGAUUAAGUUAUAAUAGAAUAGAAUGAUAAUAUUUUAAGUUUAGAAAAAAAUAAGGUUUAAGAAGAUUUAAAUAAGUAUAUACAGAUAGAAAAAGACAUAAUUCAGUAUUUGGUUAAGGUUCACAAUAAAGUUGAGGAACUGACAAAAUAAUUUUAAAGCUUUAAAUGA